GUCUGAAAGGCCUGUCGUUAAUUUAGGUUAACACAAACCCAGUAAAGUGAAAAUAUUUAGGAUAUUUUAACGUUAACUUUUAUGUGGAUACGUUAAACUUUACUCGACGGUUAGCUACCGUAACUGGGUGAAAACCAAACGUAACGUAACGGUGGUAACGUCGCUGACCGUUACUUUGUUCGUGGUCGGUAAGAGUAACUUAACUGAGUAAUUUACGACUGUUGACUACACUGCUGACUUCGCUGUCCAGUGCAAUUUUAUAAAGGACUGGGUUUUAAUAGGGACUAGGUCCAUCACAGAGGAGAGAGACAGACAGGAGGGAAAGUCAUUAAAAGCAUCCAGAGCUCCUGUGUCACAUCCGUCAAGACAGAGAAAGCUACAGCACGACCGGAAUAAGCCCGUACCUUUCAACGUAAAAGGCGCAGCUUGUUAUUACAAACUAUCCACGCUGGAAGUCGCCCCCCAUGUGGCCGUCGGGAGUGGGGAGCAGGCAGCCCUGCCCGCGGGAGUCAGCGCUGCGCAGGGCGGCCAUCAGCGGCAACAUCAACGCCCUGCCGCCGAACAGCGUUCCCACCGGCCGCAGCGUCCGGGUCUUCAUCUGUUCCAACCCAGACGACACAGAGGCGGAGAGGAACGCACUGAAAGAGCACGUCUACCCCAAACUACGAGACUUCUGCAGGGAGAACUAUGGGAUUGAAUUCCAGGUGGUGGACCUGUACUGGGGCGUGGACCCAGAAGAGUGGGACAGCCCAGAGCUGCAGCGACUCCGAAUGAAGCUCCUGGAGGAAUGUCUUAAAACCUCAGCAGGACCAUGUUUUGUUGGUCUGGUGGGAGAAAAGUACGGCAGCAUCCGAGUGCCGGGGGAGGUGGAAUCAGCGGAGUUUGAGAUGAUCUUGGAUGCAGCUGUGGAGGCGGGGCUGGACACACACAUCUUGGAAGAGUGGUACUGCAGGGACGAAAACUCUGUGCCACCCGCAUACUACCUCAAACCCAAAGCCCAAAUGCUUAAGAACUAUCAGAACUCAAUGGAGUCGAGCAGCGCAGCCAAGACCAAGAAUGACAAGGCCUGGAGGAAUGUGUCGGAGGAGAUCAAGAGGAUCUUCCGAACAGCGGUGCUGCAGCUUCAGGAGAAGGGGACCAUGAAGAGCGCUCAGGCCAAGAAAUUCCUUUGCUCUGCCUUGGAGGAUGAAUUAGACUUUGCCCUUGGGAAACAAACUCCGGCCUUUCUCAGGAAAUGUGUCUGCUACAUUCGCAAGAUCUCCAACUUUGACCGCUUCGCCAAACUCCCUGAUAUGGGCCGAUAUAUGGACAUCGUGGUUAGUGGUGAUCGCGUCAUGCGCAACCAGGAAGCCUACGAACGCCUUCUGAAGGUCCGGGACGAAUUCAUCCCCACAGUCGUCGCUGCCUCCAACCUCCGUGUCUACUCUUCAGUCACCCACUGCGACAUGAAGUCGGGCUACUCCCAAGAAGUGGAGAGCCACUAUGUAGAAGGUCUGUGUAAACAGUUCUACGAGGACAUGGUGGAUAUCAUCCAAGCCACGGUCCAGCAAAACUUUGACACGGAAAGCGACCCGCUGUACGAUGAGAUCCUGCAGCACCUGUCCCUCUGUAAAAGCUACUCAACGCUUUACGAGUUCAAGACCGAGUCGUUGGAUUACAUACAGGAGUAUCUUCUGCCGUCCAAGGGGAGCAGAACGAGCCCUCUGGUGGUGUACGGGGGACCUUGCACUGGGAAGACACUGCUGCUGUCUGAGGUGGCCAAACAGGCCUACACAUGGCUGCAGAAAGAAAUGGGCCCUGAAACCGACCCAGUGGUCAUUGUCCGUUUUAUUGGCUCCAGCCCGCUCUCCAUAGACCUACGCACCCUCCUCCAGAGCAUUUGUGAACAGAUUGCACUAAACUACCGCUGCCUGAUUCACUUUUUGCCUAACAAGAUCCAGGAGAUGAAGGAACUGUUGAUCAACCUUCUAGGGGAAUCUUCAUUCCACAGGCCCUUGGUAAUUGUCCUGGAUGCCCUGGAGCAGCUCUCAGAUGGCGAUGACGUUCGCAAGCUGUGGUGGCUCCCCAUACACCUGCCUCGGACAGUCCGCAUUGUAGUCUCAACAUUACCCAAUAAACAUGGCAUCCUGCAGAAGCUUAGACACCUCAUCCAUGAUGAGAGGUAUUAUGUCGAAUUAGUCCAGAGGGAUCGCAAGGUCUGCAGCCAAACAUUAAAACAGCAGUUGCUGGGGGUGAAGAGAAAGGUCACCUCAGGCCAGCAGAUCUAUGUCAAUGAGGCACUUGCUAAGUGUACGUUGCCAAUGUUUGUCAACCUCAUCUACAGAGAAGUAGUUCAUUGGAGGUCUCACAAAGAUGUGGAUGACAGGUCCCUGUGCUCCACAGUGCAUGAAAGCAUAGAACAGCUGUUCUACUCAGUGGAGAACAAGUUGGGCCAACGAUUUGUCUUCAGAGCCUUAGGUUAUAUCACCAUGGCCAAGGCUGGGCUAACUGAGGUCGAACUGGAAGAUAUUCUGUCCCUUGAUAAUAUAGUCCUCGGUGAUGUCAUUGUGGCAACCUACCUCAAAAACCCCUUGAGGAUCUCUUAUGAUUUAGUUGCCAGGCUCAAAGAGGAGCUGGAUGGUUAUCUGGUGGAACGUCAGGUACGCAACGUCACCUUGAUGGUCUGGGCCAACAGACACCUGCAUCUCAUUGCUCAGAAGCUAUAUCUUAGCAAUGAGGAGGACGUCCAUCAAAUGCACAGCCUCCUAGCUGAGUACUUCCUGGGGGCAUGGUCAGGUGGCAGGAAGAAGAUCUUCACUUACGAUAACAACCAUUUCACCUCCCUGAAUAUAUCUCAUCACAAAAAUCCCCACCAACAGCAAGGCCAUGAAAAAACGUCCUCUGACAAGUACUCGUAUGACAGGCAGACUCCUGAACAGCCUUGGGUGUUCCAGUGCAACCUUUUGGAGCCCGACAUUUUCUUUGUCAACCACAGGAAGAUGACAGAGCUGGUGUACCACCUAACCAGGAGUGGGCGCACUGAUGACCUCAUGUUUGGUGUCAUCAUGAACUUCAGCUGGCUGUACACAAUGAUCAAGAUUGGCCAGUUUGAAAAGGCUUUAACAGACAUUGAUCUAGCUUACAGCUACACCCAGGAAAAAGAACUGAAGUUCCUGGCCGCCACUCUUCGUAGCAUCAAGGUCAAAGUGCUAAAGAACCCAGCGUCGCUGUCUGCAGAGCUGCAGCAAAGGCUUCUGCCAGUUGUCACCUCCCUUCCCAAGCUCAGACACCUCCUCUUGGAGUGUGACAAAGAUGGCCCGAAGUACUGCUCCAUUGUGCCUCUCCAUUCCUCUAUGGACGUCACCUACAGUCCAGAGAGGCUUCCUCUGUGCUCCAGCUACAUGCAAAUUGUGGAGAUCCUGCCUACUUUAGCUCCAAACAUAGUCCUUGUAGCCCUGGAAGAUGGGUCUGUUAGCACCUGGGAUGUAGAGAGCAGACAACUUCUAAGACAGAUUGACACAGCCAGAUCCGUCGUGCUGGGAAUCAGGCUAACCACCGAUGAAAAGUAUCUGGUAGUGGCCACAACCAAAAACACGCUACUCAUAUAUGAUAAUCACAAGUCCUGCCUUUUAUCUGAGGUUGAAAUCAAGGGGUCCAAGCAUGGUGGUGUCACUGGUGGGGUGACCUUCAUCAAUGGCUUUACUUUGUCCACCCACCAUGCUUUGGCUUGGCUUGAGGCUAGUAAAGAUGUCAACGUUAUUGACCUUCUCUACGGUUGGCCCCUUUACCAGUUCCAUUGCUGGUAUGAGGUGACUUGUGUCCAGUGCUCUCCAGAUGGAAUGUAUGCCUUCUGUGGCCAGUACCUCAACACUGCAUCCAUCUUUCAUCUGGGAAAUGGGGACAAGUUGGCCACUGUGACCUCCGAGUUUUCGGGGGGAUUUGUAAAGUCCAUUCUAGUUCUGGACACUCUUAACCAAAUGGUGAUGAUUGACAAUGAAGGCAGUUUGUCAGUGUGGAACACCAAAGAGAUCACCAACCCACGGCUGAUGGAGGAUUAUGAUUGUAGAGGGGAUGAUAGUGAAGUGGUAGGCAUUGAGUUAUCUGAAGACCAGCGCUCCAUUCUCCUUUGCAAAGCCAGAAGCAUUGAGGUUCUCGACACUAAAGUAUGGAAAAUGGUCGAGAAGUUCAAAGCCAAACGUACUGAACGCUUUGUGGCUGCUGUUCUCUCCAAGAAUGGACAAAGCAUCGUGGCCUCCAUGGAGAACACCUCCUCCAUCUUUGUCUGGAGGAGGGACAGUGGACAGUGCAUGGCUAGCCUGAUUGAGAUCUCAGGGGCUAUCGUCAAACUCAUUAAAUCAGCCCAUCACAACCUGCUCCUUUCUGUUGCCAGCAGUGGAGUCCUGUCUGUUUGGGACAUUGAUAUUAUCACCGCCAUGUCCAAUAUUGACAAAACAGGGAAGAAGAUCCAGAUCUUGCAGCUGUCUGGCCGAGAAGAUUAUGUGUUUACCAUGGACGGUUCAGAAGCUGUUCACAAGUGGAACUUCAGCACUGGCUUUAUUGAGACAGUCUUUAAGCACGAGGGCAUAGUGGAGAACUGUGUCCUAACCUCCUCAGGGGAUCUCAUGGUGACUUCAGAUGACAAGUCCAGUCAGUACAUCUGGCAAACUACUACUGGAGAAAAUAUCUUCCGCAUCAAUGGACAGAAAAUAUCACAGCUGCUUAUCACCCACAACGACCAGUUUGUGGUGUCCCUCUGUGAGCAAAACGCCUCCAGAGUCUGGAGGCUCGCGACUGGGCACAAAGUGUGCAACAUUUUAGUCACCCUCCAGAGUGCAUUGAUCACCACAGCAAACACUUUCCUUGUUGGAACCACCAAAAACAAGCUCCUUGCUGUCAGCCUGUGGUCAGGCAGUGUAUCCAAGAAGUUUGUCUGUGAUGAUGGCAUUAGCAUCGUCAACUUCAAGCUCAUUCCUGACUGCCCUGACUGUGUGGUGUUUAUCACCUCCACAGAGACUGUCUUCAUCUGGAGUGUGGCAGAUGAGUCAGUUUGCAGGCGAGUCCAGCUGCCAACCAACUUCCUCAAAAAUCUAGAGGACUUCCAGAUCUCACCCAAUGGGAAACUAGGAAUUGUCUCCAAAGGUGACGAAAAUAUUAAUGUCCUGGAUCUUCACAGUGGGAAGCUGAGGCUUGUCCAUGCUGCUGGUAUCAUUUGGCGUCAGAAGUUAUCAAGAGAUGGACGUUAUCUAGUGUAUAUCUGUUUCCGGAACUCUGAUGAAGACGACGAGGCUGGUGUUGUGUCCAAUCUGAUCGUGAUGCGGCUCGCUGAUGGUAAGAGCAUCGGCACAUGCUCCCUAUACAAGACACCCACCUACCUGUCUCUCUGCCAGCGAGCACUAAACAUCAUCAUUGGCUUUGAAGACGGCAGCAUCGGCACUUACACAGUAGUGGAUCGGGUGGAUGCUGCCCUCAAGAUAAAGAUAGCCACCUCCAACAGCCGACAGAUUGUCAACAAUGCCUCGCAGAAGGUGCGGCCCAAAUGUGGCAACCAUUCCUUUAAGAGCGUCGCCGACUGCAUUUGGAGGGAGUCAACAGAGGUCUUCUCCAGGGACAGCCCUAUCAACGUGUCUGACUCUGGUGAAGGUGAGUCGACCACACCUACGAAAAAGACUGAACUGCUGCAGUGAUAGGUGGAGAUCAGAGAUGGGGGUAGGAGUUACGAGAGGCAGGUGGAGAAAGGUGACGAAUCUCUGGGGUCGCAGUUGAUUCUUGUUUACAGCCACGUGAUUCAGCUGCAGAUGUCAGCCCUCUGGGUAGUUAACGGGCCGACCAUUUUAACGCUGCACUCCAAUGAUGUAUUACUUACUUCCAACUUAUGAUAUAGUGUCUCUUUGUUUUACACACAAAGACUGUUAGAAAAAUACUGUGUUUUUGAAAAGAAAGAAAAAUUCUGUGAGGUAUUAGUUUGCCAUUAUGUGUCCUUUUGCAUUUGAAGAACAAAGUUAUUAUUCAAAUGUCUUGGUCAAACAUUCUCAAAGCCAUUCCAGUGAUGUUUUCAUUGUACACUAUCUUUAUUUACAUUGUUCACAUUAAGCCAUAAUGUUGUUCUUUAAAAAAAGAGUGUAUUUAUGUUUGUAUCAACAUCAGUCGGUACUGUACAAAAAGGAUGAACUAUGAACAUAUGUACAUACCCCUUUCUUGGCUGCUGCAAUUUGUGCAACUCCUUAAAAAUGUUAUGUUGUGCUUAAUGCAAUCAAAGUGAGUGCCUGGAAUUUAAAAUGUUCUUUAUGUGCAGAUUUGUGAAAAUGCAGGGAAUUUGUAAACACAGUAUACACACAGUAACAUGAUACUUGCAUUGAUCUUAACGAUCAGUGCACUGAAAUCCAGUCAACAACACGGGAGGUCGAUGGCAUUGCUCUGAUGUUGCAAUGAUAGUCGUUGAAAUUUUUUGAAACAGUUUACGUGAAUUUACCUGCCAUUCCAUCAAUGUGUGUGUUGUUUGUGUUAAGGGAAACACCACUAUUGAGCAUAUAGUGUAGCAUAGCACCAUACACAUUCACGCCUUAACCAGUGUACUUGCUUUAGGAUUUAAUGGUUCAAACGUUCCAGUAGAAAAGGGCAGAGUGAUUAGCCCAGUGUUUCAUUGAAACAACGUGGCCAUGUGAAUUUAUUUAGAGGUUUAGACUGUAGGUGGAAGCACUUUAUGGGUGGUUUGUGAGAAAUUAGUAGAUGUAUUCAUAUGAAACAUUGUAUAAAUUGUUUAAAGUCUAAUUUAGAGUUGUCUUACAAUAGGUGUUGGAUUUGCCUACAAAAAUACACAGGGCCAUCCAGGUACUUGCAGGCUACAGCUAACUCACUUGAACGCUUCAGUCUCUAUAUACACCUGGUGUCAGUACUUAAUUAAGAUGUCGUCAUUUUAACAACUUGCAGCAAAGAUUAAAUAAGGGUCUAUACGUUUUUGAGCUUGUGAAAUAUUAAUUUCAAAACAUUUGGUUGUAUAUCAGCCUUUGUAAACAUGUGAAAAACUUAAAGAAAAAGUCAAGAUUCUGAAUGUGCAGGAAAAAAAGUAGUUACAAAGAAAAUCUGAGACCAAAAAAAAUGCGCCCACAAAUUGUAUCAGCGGUAAAGCAGAUAAUGGUCAAAACAAAAAAUUACAGAUUAACUGACGUUUAAGUUACAAAUAUGAAUUUUGACCCUGCUUUUACAGACAGAAUCAUGGUCAAACUUUACACUUUUACUUUUUUUCAGAUUUACUUGUCUUUAAACUUUCUACUUUGAAUCUGCACUAAGAUGUUCACAAAAGCAGUUCUUUUUUCUUAGUCUUUGAGUUAACUAUAUUAUUUUUGCACAAAUCUUAUUCAGACAUUCAGAGUUUUUUUUUCUACAAAUACAACAUUUGAAUUUCUCAGGCAGUGUUUUACGCUCCCAUGGCUUUCAUACAGCCGCAGGGUUUGAAAUUCUUUCGUAACAUUAUUUCACAAGCUCUAAAUCGUUUUGACCCUUUUGUGAUCUCCCAGAAAUCUAACUCUGGUAACAUUGUGUCAGGCUGAAAUAAAAGCUGUUAAGAUCUGGUUCGCUGACAGUCUAAAAGAAUAGAAGAGUUAUGUAUGAGCUAUUCUAUGAUGUUGCACCUUGCAGGUACCGUGAUCGCCUUUUUAAGCAUGUCUGUAAUAACCUAAAACGCUGUUUGGAGCUAUGACAAGACCAAUCAUCUGCCAGGCAUGAUUGAAAACCACACACUGACAUAUACUUUUAAGGGCUAUUCCAUCUUAUCUUGUUUACUAGUUCUGAACUGUUGAGACAAUGGCCCUUGGAUAAUUUCAAACCGGCUAGCAGCACCAAGCUUUAAAAUACUUUAUUUCCCUACAACUCGAGUUUCUAAAUUAAAAAAAAAUCUACUAUGUAAUUGCCAAAGUCCUGAUUAUAGUUUGUGUUUCAUUAUGUUGACUGUCUCAUUUGUUUUUUUAGGCUUGUACUGUAAUUAUAUUGUUACCAAACUGUUUCAGUGUUCAACUGUGUAUGUUUAUGAUAGAGAAAAAUGUGCUAUCUUUGCUAAAAAGUUUAAAAAGAGUCCUCUUACAAAAUAUAUUGGAAUGCCAGAUAAAGAGUAUAUUUGAAUGUGUCCAUAUGGAAGCCAGUAAAUGGUAUUAUUGUAUGUUAAGUAACUUGAAUGACUUUUAAUAACUUAAAUGUUUGCAACUUAUAGUUGACAUACUGGUAUAAUGAAUGUUUCUAUGGUAUUCUUUGUAUUGUCAGGACUGACUUAACUGUUUAGAGAUUUAUAUUUUCAUAAAUGUUGUACUUACAUUUUGUUACAGAGUUGUUUAACUGGAAUUCAAACAGAAAAGCAACGUAUGUCUGAAGCAAUAUGAAACUAGUGUGUAUGCGUUGUUUGUAUGAAACAUUUUAAUGUAAUAAAAUGGUUCACUUUUUGCCUCCGCUG
This is a messenger RNA of Micropterus dolomieu (smallmouth bass), 8419 nucleotides long. Its product is annotated as NACHT and WD repeat domain-containing protein 2. NCBI's taxonomy places the organism in Eukaryota, Metazoa, Chordata, Actinopteri, Centrarchiformes, Centrarchidae. Bases 465 to 5663 code for a protein of 1732 amino acids. Gene Ontology annotation, molecular function: protein binding. The transcript has 8 exons. The record is from RefSeq and is a predicted model, not a curated record.